UGACACGUUUCCUUUCAAGAUGGCGGAUAAUCUCCCUUCGGAGUUUGAUGUGAUCGUAAUAGGGACGGGUUUGCCUGAAUCCAUCAUUGCAGCUGCAUGUUCAAGAAGUGGCCAGAGGGUUCUGCAUGUUGAUUCAAGAAGCUAUUAUGGUGGAAACUGGGCCAGUUUUAGCUUUUCAGGAAUACUGUCCUGGCUAAAGGAAUACCAGGAAAAUAGUGAUGUUGUGAAUGAAAGCCCAGCAUGGCAAGAGCAGAUUCUUGAAAAUGAAGAAGCCAUUGCUCUUAGCAGGAAGGACAAAACCAUUCAACAUGUGGAAGUGUUUUGUUAUGCCAGUCAGGAUUUACAUGAAGAUGUUGAAGAAGCUGGUGCACUGCAGAAAAAUCAUGCUUCUGUGAUAUCUGGAAGCCCCACAGAAACUGCACAUUCUGCCUAUCUGCCUUCAGAAGAUGAGUCAUUAUGCACUGGGAGCUGUGAAAUGCCCACAGAACAAACUCCAAGCAGUGAUCUAGAGACUGCCCUAGAAAUAAACGAUGUGGGAGUAACAGGGGAAAAAGAAAAACAUUAUGACGAUAAAACUUGUGUGAAGUCAGCUUCAGAAGAAGAAACAAGUGAAAAUGUGCCUAUAGCAGAAGACACUGCAUUGCCACCAAAGAAAAAUAGGAUUACUUACUCACAAAUUAUUAAAGAAGGCAGGAGAUUUAAUAUUGAUUUGGUAUCAAAACUGCUGUAUUCUCGAGGAUUGCUAAUUGAUCUUUUAAUCAAAUCUAAUGUAAGUCGAUAUGCAGAGUUCAAAAAUAUUACCAGGAUUCUUGCAUUUCGAGAAGGAAGAGUGGAACAGGUUCCUUGUUCUAGAGCAGAUGUCUUUAAUAGCAAACAACUUACUAUGGUAGAAAAGCGAAUGCUAAUGAAGUUUCUUACAUUUUGUAUGGAGUAUGAAAAACAUCCUGAUGAAUAUAAAGCCUAUGAGGAGAUUACAUUUUCUGAGUAUUUAAAAACUCAAAAAUUAACCCCCAACCUCCGGUACUUUGUCCUGCAUUCAAUUGCAAUGACAUCAGAGACAGCCUGCAAUACCAUAGAUGGUCUCAAAGCUACCAAAAACUUUCUUCGCUGUCUUGGGCGGUAUGGCAACACUCCAUUUUUGUUUCCUUUAUAUGGCCAAGGAGAACUUCCUCAGUGUUUCUGCAGGAUGUGUGCAGUGUUUGGUGGAAUCUAUUGUCUUCGCCAUUCAGUACAGUGCCUUGUUGUGGACAAAGAAUCCAGAAAAUGUAAAGCAAUCAUAGAUCAGUUUGGUCAGAGAAUAAUCUCUAAGCAUUUCCUUGUGGAGGACAGUUACUUUUCUGAGAACACAUGCUCACAUGUACAAUACCGGCAGAUUUCCAGGUCAGUCCUGAUUACAGACAGAUCUGUACUAAAAAUGGAUUCAGAUCAACAGAUUUCGAUUUUGACAGUGCCAGGAGAGGAACCAGGAACUUUUGCUGUUCGAGUCAUUGAGUUGUGUCCUUCAACAAUGACAUGCAUGAAAGGCACAUAUUUGGUUCAUUUGACUUGUACAUCUUCUAAAACAGCAAGAGAAGAUUUAGAACCAGUUGUGCAGAAAUUGUUUACUCCAUAUACUGAAACGGAGAUAGAAAAUGAAGAAGUUGAAAAACCAAGACUUCUGUGGGCUCUUUACUUCAAUAUGAGAGAUUCUUCAGAUGUCAGCAGGAACUCUUAUAAUGAUUUACCAUCCAACGUUUAUGUCUGCUCUGGCCCAGACUGUGGUUUAGGAAAUGAUAAUGCAGUCAAACAGAUGAGGAUCUUGAUGAUGAAACUGAAGGACAGAGAGCUAAAAUGAUUUGUCCAAGGUCACACAGAAAGAUUUGGAUUGCUCCUCUAAAUUCUUUGUGCACUGAAACAUGGUUGUGAUCUAGUAACAAGAUUAUACUUUCUCAUCAUAAUGAGCUAUAUCUAGCUGCCCUUCUAGUGGCAGAGUUUCACUUAAAUACAAAUAAUAGCCCUGAUCAUGUCACUCUCUCCCUAAAAACUUUUCCAUACUAAUUACAAUCUGACUUCUUUAGCAUUGCAUAUGAGACCACACUCCCCCAAAAAACAUAUUUCUGUUUGCCUUCAUCUCCUAUCAUUAUACCUCUCCUCACACUUUACUCUUCAGUCACAGUGAAUUCCUCAGGAUCUUCAAACUCUUUGGCCCUUCACAUAUAUCCUUUCUGGAAUGCCCUGACUUCUCUCUGCUACUACUAUACCCCUUCUAAUAAACUUUCUAUUCUGCCUUUAAAACCCAUAUUUAAUAUUAUUUCAACUGCCAACCCUUGGUAACCUCACUUAGCAAAGUUACUUUUCCCUCUGUGCUCCCUGCAGUACUGCUCAUAAAGCCUUUAUCUCACUGAAUUCCAAGUUGCCUGAUUUUAUUCCUGUCUCCUAGAUAGUGAACAACUUGAAGGUAGGGACCCUGCUAUUCAUCCAUGUAUCUCCAGUACCUAAACAACCCUUGGCUCAUGACCAUGCAUGUCCUGCAUAACCCUGCUCCUCUGGCCAUACUAGUUUCAAUCUAGGGUGGAAACAGGGCCCUGAAGCACUUUGGAAUUGGGACUCAUCAAGAGUUUGACGUUCUGAGUGGCUGGCCCAUAACGCAAAAUUAUCUUUAGCUAUGAGCAGCUAUAUCUUCUACCAGGUGGCCAGGGGAGCAAAGUCAGUUUGCAAAGAAGCACUGAUGAGACACUGAAUUGCCAGGUGAACCUAGCGUUGGUUUCUGUGAAGUUUCUAAUUCCAAGAUCAGUCCUCUUGGAGACCCAGUAUCAUUGCUGCUCUUCAGUUUUUUGAAACACUCCUGACUCCUCAUAAUAAGAUUUCCUUUGAUGUUCAAGAAACGUGUAUUGAUUUGAUACUUGCAAACACCAAGUUUUAACUAAAUAAACAUGUCUGGGAAUAUGAUGGAGUAGUAGGAGGACCCUAGACUUGCCUCAUCCCUCAAACACGGCUACAUAAAUAUCAAAUCAUCCUGAAUACCCAAGAAAUCUGAGGACUGACAGAACAAAGUUCACAGCUAGAGGGAGAGAAGAGGCCACAUUGUGGAAGGUAGGAGGUGCAGAGAUGUGAUUUGGAGGAGAAAGGAUUGUAGGUGCUGCAGAGGGGAGAGAGCCCUCGUCAUGGAGAUGAGAGAGGCAAGAGGGAGAGAGAGGAGCACACAGGGGAUUGCAGAAGGAAAACACUUCCACAAAGACAUUGGGGAAAUGGGAGGGGCUGAUUUUCAUGAGUUUUUACAACCAGCAAGGCCCAAAGACUGGAGUUUUAGAGGUCCAUUGCCAUGGCUGGUUUGGAGCCUGGUGGGGGCUGCAGUGCUCCCAUGGAGAAGGAGGACAGAUAGGCUAGUAGUGGAUGGCCUGAUAUGAAGAUCCCUUGGGACACACUGGAGACACGGUUCCCUCUCUUUGGAGAGCAUCUGGGAGAGGUGGCAUUGCCUCUCCAGGGACAAAAGAGCCUGUGGGCACCAUUACCCUCCCCCAUCCCCCAACAUAGGUGCAGAGAAACCUGCUAAGGGCAGCUAACCUGGAUACUGGCUCUUCACUGCACUUUACUCCGAAGUCCACUCCCUUGUGCUUUGGUGCAGCUGUCCUUCUGAGACAAAAAUGCAUCAGUCCCAGCAUGCUGAGACCCUACCCCAGAGGAUAAGUGCAGGUCCCUGCCACACCAGGUCCCUAAAGUUGGAGUUUUAAAACUCAGCCAGACUGCAUGGGAUAGAACACAAGUGGGGCUGCUGGGUGGGCAGACAGCCUGGACACAGGGUGAAGGCAGGGAUCUGAGGGAUGCUUAGGACACAUGAGGUGAGAUUGUUGCUCUUUUGGGAGGACUUCCCAGACAGGGAUGGACAGGAACUCCCUUCUCAGUGAAAUGGAGGGGGCUGGUGCCAUUUAUCUCUCCAACCCCUCAGCAUAAACUAACUUCAGUAAGCGGCACAGUGCCACUGGUAAUAGCCUCAACUGCUUACAAAAAGCCCUGCCCCCCUGCACUCUGCAGGUGCUGCUUUUCUAGGGCAAGCAUGCCUGAGAACCAGAGCAGUGGGCCCCUCCUCCAGAAGACCAGCACAAUACCCCCUCACGUGCCACGUAUCCUGACCAUAGAGUUCUGCAAAACUUCAGCUCUCAUGGAAAUAGGAUCAGAUCUCUUUUAAGCAGACAGAGCACACCUCGUUAAAGCUCACCACACUGUUGCCAAAGUCCAAACAUUCCCUCCUGCAGGCAAGGAGAAACUCUGCAGAGUACUGACCUAAAGACAAGGAGAAACUGCAGAGGACACAACUGAGGGAAAGAACAGCCAAAGCACAGCACCAGAGUACACACAGCAUAUACCAGAAACACUUCCUGAAGCACCAGAUCCUGGACAGUAUAUGACCUCUUCUUAAUAAAGCCAUUACUCUCCAGAGCAUGGAACAUAAAGGCUUUCCUAACACAGAGAAGACAGAGACCUAGGUAAAAUGCCAAGAUGGAGGAAUACAUCCCAAAAAAAGAACAAGAAAAGGUCAUGGCCAGAUAUCUAAUUGAAACAUAUAAAUAAUAUACCUGAUCGAGAAGAUAAAGCACAAUCAUAAGGAUACUAGCUGGGUUUGAGAAAAGCAUAGAAGACACCAGGGAGUCCCUUACCACAGAGAUAAAGGACCAAAAAACUAGCCAGGCAGAAAUAAAAACUGCUACAACCAAGAUGCAGAACUGACAGGAUGUAAUGAUCACAAGAAUAGAAGAGGCAGAGGUGAUACUUCAGUGAUACUGAGGACAAAAUUAUGGAAAAUAAUGAAGCUGAAAAGAAGAGGAAAAGAAAAAAUUGGAUCACAAAUGUAGAUUUAGGGAGCUUAGCAUAUCCAUAAAGUGUAAUAACAUUCAUAUCAUAGCAGUUGCAGAGAAGAGAGCAAAAAAGGGGCAAAAGGUCUACUUGAGGAAAUUUUAGCUGAAAACUUCCCUGAUCUGGGGAACAAAGCAGACAUCCAAAUCUAGGAGACAGUGAGCACUCCCAUCAAAACCACAAAAGCAGGCCAACACCAAGACAUAUCACAGUUAAAUUUGCAAAAUACAGAGAUAAGGAAAGAAUCCUGAAAGCAGAAAGGAAAAGAAAACCCUAACCAGAAGGGAAGACAAAUCAGGUUAGCUGCAGAUCGGUCCACAGAAACUUGGCAGACCAGAAGAAAGUGGCAACGUGCUGAAGGGGAAAAAUAUGCAGCCAAGAAUACUUGAUCCAACAAGGCUGUCAUUCAGAAUAGAAGAUAAAGUGUUUCCCAAACAAAAACAAAAGGAGUUUGUGACCACUAAACCAGCCCUGCAAGAAUAUUAAAGGGAGUCUUUGAGUGUGAAAAAAAGACCAAAAGGGACAAAGACGAGAAAGGAACAGAAAAAAAUCUCCAGAAACAAUGACUUAAUAGGCAAUACAAUGGAAUUAAAUUCAUAUCUAUCAAUAAUCACUCUGAAUGUAAAUAGACAAAAUGUGCCAAUCAAAAGACAUAGGGUAUCAGAAUGGAUAAAAACAACAAUAACAACAACAAAAAGGGGUGCCAGGAUGGCUCAGUCAGUUAGGUGCCCAACUCUUGGUUUCAGCUCAGGCCAUGAUCUCAGGGUCAUGACAUCAAGCCCUGCAUGGGGCUCUGUGCUCAGCGCAGAUUCUGCUUGAGAUUCUUUCUCUCCCUCUCUCCUCCCUCUCCCCCUACUCACUUCUCUCUAGAAUGAAUACAUACAUCUUUAAAAACAACAAGAAUAAGACCCAUCUAUAUGCUGCCUAUAAGAGACUCAUUUUAGACCUAAGGACACCUGCAGAUUGAAAGUGAGGGGAUGGAGUACCAUUUAUCAUGCUAAUGGAUGUUGAAAGAAAGCCAGAGUAGUCAUAAUUAUAUCAGAAAAACUAGAUUUUAAACCAAAGACUAUAAUGAGAGAUGAAGAAGGGCACUAUAUCAUAACUAAGGGGUCUAUCCAACAAGAAGAUCUAACAAUUGUAAAUAUUCAUGCCACCAACUUGGGAACACCCAAAUAUAUAGAACAAUAACAAACACAAAAUAACUCAUUGAUAUUAAUACAUUAAUAGUAGGAGACUUUAACAUCCCACUUACAGCAAUGAACAGAUCAUCUAAGCAGAAAAUCAACAAGGAAACAAUGGCUUUGAAUGGCACACUGGAACAGAUGGACUUCACAGAUAUAUUCAGAAUAUUUCAUCCUAAAGCAGCAGAAUACAGAAUAUUUUCGAAUGCAAAUGGGAUAUUCUCCACAAUAGAUCACAUACUGGGUCACAAAUCAGGACUCAACAAAUUAAAAAAAAAAAAAGAUUGAGAUUAUACCAUGCAUAUUUUCUGACCACAAUGCUAUGAAACUUGAGGAAAACCACAAGAAAAAAAAUUUUGGAAAGACCACAAAAAAAUGGAGGUUAAAGAACAUCUUACUAAAGAAUGAGUGGGUUAACCAGGAAAUGAAAGAAGAAAUUUAAAAAAAUACAUGGAAACAAAUGAAAAUGAAAACAUGAUAGCCCAAAACCUUUAGAAUGCAGCAAAAACAGCAUAAGAAGAAAGCAUAUAACAACACCUCAAAAAGAAAAUAAAUACACAACCUAACCUUACACCUAAAAGAGCAAAAAGAAGAACAGCAAAUGAAGCCUGAAGCCUGCAGAAGGGAAACAAAGAUUAGAGCACAAAUAAAUGAUAUAGAAACAACAACAAUAACAAAAACCCAGAAGAACAGAUCAAUGAAAGUAGGAACAGGUUUUUGAAAGAAUUAAUAAAAUUGAUAAAACCCUAGCCAAACAUACCAAAAGGAAAAGAGAAAGAACCCAAAUAAAUAAAAUCACAGACAAAAGAGGAGAAAUCUCAACCAACACCACAGAAAUACAAACCGUUAAAAGAGAAUAUUAUGAAAAAUUAUAUACCAACAAAUUGAGAAAUCUGGAAUAAAUGGAUAAAUUCUUAGAAACAUGUGAACAACCAAACUGAAAUAAGAAGAAAUAGAAAACUUGAACAGACCCAUAACCAGCAAGAAAUUGAAUCAAUAAUAAAAAAUCUCCCAACAAACAAAAUUCCAGGACCAGAUGGCUUCCCAGGAGAAAUCUACCAAGCAUUCAAAGAAGAGUUAAUACUUAUUCUUCUCAAACAGUUCCAGAAAGAAAGAAAGAGAGAGAGAGAGAAAAAGAAGGAAGGAAGGAAGGAAGGAAGGAAGGAAGGAAGGAAGGAAGGAAGGAAGGAAGGAAGGAAGGAAGGAAGGAAAAAAGAAAGAAAGAAAGAAAGAAAGAAAGAAAGAAAGAAAGAAAGAAAGAAAGAAAGAAAGAAAGAAAGAAAGAAAGAAAAAGAAAGAAAGAAGAAAGAGAAAGAAAGGAAGAAAGAAAGAAAGAGAAAGAAAGAAAGAAAGAAAGAAAGAAAGAAAGAAAGAAAGAAAGAAAGAAAGAAAGAAGAAAGAAAGAGAAAGAAAGAAAGAAGAAAGAAAGAAAGAAAGAAAAAAGAAAGAAAGAAAGAAGAAAGAAAGAAAAGAAAGAAAGAAGAAAGAAAGAAAGAAAGAAAGAAAGAAAGAAAGAAAAGAAAAGAAAAGAAAAGAAAAGAAAAGAAAAGAAAAGAAAAGAAAUGGAAGGAAGAAAGAAAUGGAAGGAAAAGUUCCAAACUCAUUUCCUGAGGCCAGCAUUACCUUGAUUCUAAAACCAAAGUCCACUAAGAAGGAGAAUUACAUGCCAAUAUCCCUGAUGAAAAAUGAAUGCAAAACUUCUCAACAAGAAGGUAGCAAAUUUAAUCCAACAGCACAUUAAAAGAAUCAUUCAUGAUGAUCAAGUGGGAUUUAUUUCUGGGCUCCAAGGGAGGCUCAAUAUUUGCAAAUCAUUCAACAUGAUACACCACAUUAAUAAAAGAAAGGAUAAGAACCAUAGGAUCCUCUCAAUAGAUGCAGAAGAAGCAUUUGACAAAGUACAGCAUUCAUUUUUGAUAAAAACCCUCAAAAAAGUAAAGAUAGAGGGAACAUAACUCAGUAUCAUAAAGGCCAUAUACAAAAGGUUCACAGCUAAUAUCAUCCUCAAUGGGGAAAAACUGAGAGCUUUUCCUUUACAGUCAGGAACAAGACAGGGAUGUCCACUGUCACCAUUUAUAUUUAACAUAAUACUGGAAGUCUUAGCCUCAGCAA
Molecule: messenger RNA, 8120 nt
Organism: Mirounga angustirostris (Northern elephant seal)
Lineage: Eukaryota; Metazoa; Chordata; Mammalia; Carnivora; Phocidae
Gene: CHM
Product: CHM Rab escort protein
Exons: 15
Coding region: 20-1834 (604 amino acids)
Biological process (GO): vesicle-mediated transport; protein geranylgeranylation; small GTPase-mediated signal transduction
Cellular component (GO): nucleus; cytosol; cytoplasm
Molecular function (GO): GDP-dissociation inhibitor activity
Source: RefSeq, a predicted model, not a curated record